This is a messenger RNA of Oryza brachyantha (malo sina), 1852 nucleotides long. Its product is annotated as coleoptile phototropism protein 1-like. Bases 1 to 1461 code for a protein of 486 amino acids. Lineage: Eukaryota; Viridiplantae; Streptophyta; Magnoliopsida; Poales; Poaceae. The transcript is spliced from 2 exons. The record is from RefSeq and is a predicted model, not a curated record.
AUGACCCCGCCGUCGCCACCGCACGGCUCGCCGGACGCGCGCCUGGUGCCUCCCUCGCCCGUCGCUGCAGCCGCCGGUGCGGGUGCCGCAGUAACGCCCCCGCGCCGCAGCUGCGACGACGCGGCGGCGUGCGUCGUCAACGACGUCGACGCCUUCGCGCGCACCAUCGCCAGCAUCAGGUCGAAGCCUGCCGCGGCUGCCUCGUCCUCGUCGGAUGGCGGCGGCGACCACCUCGCCACCGUGCUGUCCCACUACGCGGCCAGGUGGCUCCCGGACGUCGCGUCGUCGCCGUCGGGGCGGUUCCUGCUGCCGCCGCAGAGCCCCACGGCGACGUGGAUCAGGAAGCGGCUCCUGCUCGAGUCCCUCGUCGCCGCGCUCCCGCCCGAGGGCGGCGGCGGAGGCGGCGGGGACGACGACGACGGCGGCGUCACGUGCGACUUCCUGCUCCGGCUGCUCCGCGCCGGGAGCAUGGCGGGCGCCGACGCGGCGCUGCUCGCCGACCUCGAGGCGCGCGCGGCGCGGCGGCUGGACCAGGCGUCGCUCGGCGCCGUCAUGAUCCCAGCCUUCCGCUGCGGCGGCGGCGGCGGCGACCCUCCGGGCGCCAGUGCCACGCUGCUCGACGUGCCCCUCGUGCUCCGCCUCGUGCGCGGCUUCCUGCGCGAGGGCGGCAAGGCCGGCGGCGGCGCGGCGGCCGCCUGCAGGGUGGCGAGGCUGGUGGACGCGUACCUCGCCGAGGCGGCGCUGGAGGCCGGGCUGCGCCCGGCGGAGUUCGAGGAGCUCGCACGCGCCGUGCCGGCGCACGCCCGCGCCGCCGACGACGGGCUGUACCGCGCCGUGGACACCUACCUCAAGGCGCACCCGCACGCCGGGAAGGAGGAGAGGCGGUCGCUGUGCCGGCUGAUCGACGCGCGCAAGCUGUCGGCGGAGGCGGCGGCGCACGCCGUGCAGAACGAGCGCCUCCCCGUGCGCUGCGUCGUCCAGGUGCUCUUCUCCGAGCACGGCAGCAAGCUCACCCGCCUCGCCGAGUGGACCACCGGCUCCUUCCGCUCCCUCCAGGCCCGGAGCCCCGCCGACGUCGUGCUCGCGGCCUCCGCCGGCGGCGGCGGCGGCGGCGCGCGGUGCCCCUCCAAGCGCGAGGUCGUCGUCCAGCACCACGAGCUCCGCCGCCUCCGCGAGGACGUCUCCCGCCUCCAGGUGCAGUGCCACGCGCUGCAGGCGCAGGUGGACCGCCUCAGCUCGGACCACCGCCGCCGCCGCGGGCUGUUCAAGUGGGGCGCUCUCCUCUUCGGCGGCGGCGCCGGCGCCGGCGCCACGGGGGCGGCGGCCGUCGUCGUGGACGACUCCGACAGCGGCCUGGACAGGACGCCGCUGAGCGGGAAGAAGGGCGUCCGCGCGGGCGCCGGGUCGACGCCGGCGACGGGCACACCGGCGGUGGCGAGGUGGCGCAGGUCGCACUCGUGAGCGCCGCGUGUGUCGUGUACGUGCGUGCGUGCACAGCACGGGUGGCUGGUGAUCAAAGAUUCAUUCAUCCCAAGACAAAACGUGUUGGCUUCUUUGUUUCUUUAAAUCUGUUCAUUUAUCUUCGUGUUCGUGUGCCUGUGAUCGAUCGAUUCGCUGCUCCUUGGCGCUUGGAGUGAGUGUGCUUAGUUCUUUUGCUUGGUUUUUUCCAUGUGUAUCCGAUGCACCGCCGGAAUCGGGAACUGAUCAUGUUUAGGGCUGAGUUAGAGCGUCCUUCACCAUUUCGUAAUUUUACGCCAUAAAUUGAUAAAGAUUUUAGUAGGAUUAUAGAGCCGAGCAAGGCUAAUAAUAUAGCUAAAAAGUUGGCUAUAAGAUUUCUUAUAGUCUUCUCUUG